UAUACGGUUUCCGCGCAGCAACUCCGAGAGUGCACCGUUUUUCAUCGUCCUGUGCUAGGGCGGUCGAAUAUAAUAAACGUAUUAAUAAUAUUGUUAUUGUUUGUUUCGCACCACAUGUCAAAUUGUUUCCGCUGAUUACAGCUAUUACACAUAAUUCGCAUAACUCGUGCAGGUAAAAUCGCUACCGUCCGUCGGGCAAAUAUUCUUUAAUAACAAAUACAGAAAAUCUGUCGGACGACCGCUGUAGUGACGGUGUGUAUUCGUGGACCACGGUUUUUCGGUACGCGUUCGUUUAUGGUACUACUUAUUAACACUAUACCUUGGUAUACGCACCGGUUCGCUUCCGGUUGGUACAGGUACCCCCCGUACCCCAUAACAACAAUAAUAAUAUUAUUAUUAUUGUAACGUCAUCGCGAUCUUUCGGUCGGCGUCGGCGUCUGUCGUCAUCGUCAUUGCGCGCUCAUAUUAUAUUAUUAUUACAGUUUUAGUCAGUAGCUAUAGCUCGUAGUGAUAAUAUUAUAACAGACGGUCAGCGGUCUCCCAGCGGAUUUCGUGUGGAUUACACCACUGUCACUGCGACACGAGCAGUAGCAGCAGUAGGUUUCAUGCCGCGUCAGUCGGCCGCUCUUAACGCGUUCGACAUGCGCUCAUCGACGGACGUUUUCCAUUCACCCACGAUAAUGGAAAAAUGUGUGUGGAACGUAAAGAACAGGCCUUUGGUAUUUCUGUUGAUUUUACUUUUGGUCGUAUCAGUAAUUGGAGCAUUGGUUUACUUCACCACAGAUAUAUUCAAUAAGCCUCAAGAAAUAAAAUACAAAUCAUUAGAAUUUAAAAAACUUCUUAGCGGCGACUACGAACCUAAUGUUUUCAACGGGACAUGGGUCCAAGGUGGUGAAAUAUUGAUGAAAGACGCCAAUGGAGAUAUUGUACUAUUCAAUGUGAAGAAUUUAAACACGACAAUAAUAGCAAACGCUUCCAAAAAAAAUGUUGACAAAAGCUUUCAAUACGAUCUUUCUGCCGACAAGCAAUUCCUGCUUUUGGCUUAUCACCACAAAAAAGUGUACAGACAUUCAUUUACGGCUUUCUAUGAUAUAAUCGACGUUAAGACAGGAGAACAAUUCACGUUGCAAAGCCAAAAUUCUGCUAACCCCUGGGAUUUACAAAUAGCCAAGUGGUCACCCGUCGGUCACAGUUUAGCAAUUGUGCAUCAUAACAAUAUAUAUUACAUACAAGACAUUAAUAAUCUGACCAACACUGUACAAUUGACAUUCACGGGUGGCUCAGAAUUGUAUAAUGGCAUUCCUGACUGGGUAUACGAGGAGGAGAUACUUGGUUCGAACGAUGCCACGUGGUUUUCGAAGCAAGGGACCCGGGUGGCGUACGCGGCGUAUAACGACUCGUUAGUGCCCACAAUGUUAAUACCUGUGUACGGUGUUCCGGGCAACUUGGCUUACCAGUACCCGAAUAUUGUCAGUAUUCAUUACCCAAAGGUUGGUGUGCCUAACCCGACGGUAGAGUUAUUCGUGCAACGUCUGGACGUGAUUGAUGAAAAACCAGAACCAAUACCCAUCGAGCCACCAAAAGAAUUGACUUCAGUCACUAAAGAUAUUAUUCUAAAUACAGUCAUAUGGUCAGAUGAUACAAACCUAUUUGUAAUGUGGAUGAAUCGAGUACAAAAUAAAUCAUGUUUAGUUCAUUAUUCUGUGGUCAAUUCUGCAGAAAGCAUUAAAGUAGUACCAUUCAGUCAAUCCGGAGGAUGGUUAGAUUUCACGCAAAUACCAUUAAUCGGCAACGAACAUCGCCUGGCUAUAUUAUAUUCUGUAAAACAAUCGAAUGGAGAUUAUUUUAAGCACAUAGUCGUGGUAGAACCCGAUGGCAAAUUGAAUCCAAUAACGAGUGGAAAAUUCGAAAUCAUCAAACUUCUAAAAUGGGACCUCCAGUCAAACUACAUUUACUAUUUGGCCAACACAGAAGAAAAUCCCGAAGAACAAUAUCUGUAUCGAGUGUUGGUUAAAGAACAAAGUUUACCAGAAUGUAUAUCGUGCAAGACGGAAUGUAAAUAUAACAAUGCAGAGAUGAGCGUGGAAAACGAAUAUUAUACACUAACAUGCAAAGGCCCCAACGUACCAGAAGUCAAAAUAUUUAAAACGACUGGUGAAAAAGCGUUGGAUUGGGAAACGAACGAAAGCCUCAAAGACUUAUUAUCUACCAUUACUCUUCCCCGGGUAUCGUUCAUCAACGUACCAAUCGGUGAUGGAUUCAAGGCUCGCGUUCGACUUAUACUGCCGCCAGCCGUCGACGAAAGUGCGAACAUCAAAUAUCCACUAUUGGUCAACACUUAUGCCGGUCCUGGAUCGAAUUUGGCUAUCAAAAAGUUUUCGUUGGAAUGGAACAUGUAUUUUAGUUCGAGCAGAAAUGUGAUCGUCGCUCAAAUCGACGGCCGUGGGUCAGGAAGAAUGGGCGAUAAAAAUAUGUUUGCUAACUAUCGGAAAUUGGGUACCUACGAAAUCGAUGAUCAAAUAUUUGUCACGAGUUAUCUCCAGGAUCAAUUUUCUUUUAUUGACAAAUCGAAAACGGCAAUUUGGGGUUGGAGUUAUGGCGGUUACUCGGCUGGCAUGGCUUUAACUAAAGACGACAAAAAUGUGUUCAAAUGUGGAUUGUCCGUCGCUCCUGUUACCGACUGGAUAUAUUACGACUCGAUAUAUACGGAACGAUACAUGGGCCUGCUUACAGAUGACGUAGCUGGUUACAAAAACGCCAGUCUAUUGAAAAAUGCCGAGAAACUUCGUGACAAAAAAUAUAUGGUUAUACAUGGCACUUAUGAUGAUAAUGUUCAUUACCAACAAUCCAUGAUGCUUUCCUAUGAACUGGAACGAAGAGUUAUACUUUUUAGACAGCAAACUUAUCCAGAUGAAUCACACGGUUUGUCAAGCGUUCGCAAUCACGUGUAUCAAACAAUAGGUUCAUUUUUGUUGGAUUGUUUCCACGACAGUUUGUGA
Messenger RNA from Melanaphis sacchari, 2999 nucleotides. It is a transcript of the gene ome, whose product is annotated as venom dipeptidyl peptidase 4. Gene Ontology annotation, molecular function: serine-type peptidase activity; dipeptidyl-peptidase activity. The record is from RefSeq and is a predicted model, not a curated record. NCBI's taxonomy places the organism in Eukaryota, Metazoa, Arthropoda, Insecta, Hemiptera, Aphididae. Gene Ontology annotation, biological process: proteolysis. The coding region runs from base 606 to 2999 and encodes 797 amino acids. The transcript is spliced from 16 exons.